AUGUCCGAGCUGCGUUGGACGAGCUCGCUUCAGUUAGCCCGGGAAGCCGGUGCCACUGCAAAUUCCCCGACCGACACCGGCACCUCUCUCGCCGAUUCUAAGCCACCACGCCAUACCCAGCAUCUUCUUUACAGCGAAAAGCAUGGCUCGGGCUCUGGUCUGAAGGAAACACAGCCGCGCGACUCACUCGCGGACGCGCGCUCUGUCAUUCGCAAGAAUUCGUCGGCAACUCCAGUCCGCCGGAGAAUUAGCCGGGCCUGCGACCAGUGCAAUCAAUUGCGCACCAAAUGCGAUGGGCAGAACCCUUGCGCACAUUGUCUCGAAUUCGGUCUCACUUGCGAAUACGCCCGCGAGCGCAAGAAGCGCGGCAAGGCGUCGAAAAAGGAUAUAGCCGCAGCGGGUAAUAAUGAAGGCGACGUUGGCUCGAACGACGAUUUACCUCGCGCAAUGGGUUCUUCUUCGAAUGGACAGGCCUUGCAUGAACCGAAUGAACAUUACGAUCCUGCCUUUGACGCUGCGCGCACUUUGGCGGAGGGCGCACAAGCCCGGUCGCAUGAGGUAGAGGGACUGUCUGCCAUGCGAUCGAAUCAGGCAUCCGUGCAAGCGCCCUCGCAGCAGCAGAUGGGUGCUACUAGCAUGGUAGGCUUGCCAUUUAACAAUUACGCAUCCGUUCAAGAACCGCAUCGACCUCCUAUGUCGGUACCCGACAUACGCUCUAUGCAAAUGAUGCAAAACUCAAAUGGGAAUCCUAGAUCACCAGGCUCGAUGCUUCAGUCUCAGGGCUUUGCUUCGGGACAACCCAUCAGCUUCAUUCAUGGGCUUCUCCCCCAAGCCCAGUCGCCAAGCUGGCUGCCAUUACCGUCGCCCUCUCCCGCCAAUUUCCCCCCUUACAGCAUGCCCCCCUUCUCCACUUCAUUGAGAUACCCUGUUUUGCAACCUGUUCUUCCACAUAUCGUCUCUAUAAUCCCCCAGUCUCUCGCUUGUGAUCUCCUUGACAUCUAUUUCACCAGCUCAUCUUCCUCACGCCUUUCACCAUCGUCGCCCUACGUGGUUGGAUAUGUCUUCCGCAAGCAAUCUUUCCUCCACCCCACCAAACCGCGCUCAUGUAGCCCGGGGCUUCUCGCCAGUAUGUUGUGGGUGGCAGCUCAGACAAGUGAAGCCGCCUUCCUGACAUCGCCUCCCUCGGCUCGUGGCCGGGUGUGCCAAAAGCUGCUGGAGUUGACGAUUGGCUUACUCCGGCCACUGAUCCAUGGCCCGGCUACUGGCGAAGCGUCUCCAAACUAUCCGGCCAACAUGGUAAUUAAUGGCGUCGCUCUCGGUGGCUUCGGUGUUUCCAUGGACCAACUGGGUGCACAGAGCAGUGCCACAGGCGCGGUGGAUGACGUCGCCACAUACGUGCAUUUGGCGACCGUUGUCUCCGCCAGUGAAUACAAGGCUGCCAGUAUGCGCUGGUGGACCGCAGCGUGGUCACUUGCUAGAGAGCUCAAGUUGGGACGUGAAUUGCCGCCCAAUGCAACUACUCGUCAAGACGGCGAAAUGGAUGGCGAGGGAGAUAUUGACGUCAACGGGAAUAAGAGACCACCGCCAUCACUGAUGGGUCAUGGCCCAGGCAAUUCUGCGGUGAAUUUGACUGAAGAAGAGCGCGAGGAGCGGCGUCGAAUCUGGUGGCUACUAUAUGCAACAGACCGCCAUCUGGCACUCUGCUACAAUCGCCCACUGACUCUCUUAGACAAAGAGUGCGAGGGCUUGUUACAACCGAUGAAUGAUGAUAUAUGGCAGGCCGGUGAUCUUUCAUCUAUGGGAUACCGCCGCGCCGGCCCGUCAUUCGAGUGCACAGGACACAGUAUGUUCGGCUACUUCCUACCGCUCAUGUCUAUCCUCGGUGAAAUUGUGGAUCUCCAGCAUGCUCGUAAUCACCCACGCUUUGGCCUCCAUUUCCGCAAUAGCGGCGAGUGGGAGAGCCAGGCAAUGGAGAUUAGUCGACAGCUGGAUGUCUACGCACAAAGCUUGAAAGAGUUCGAGGCUAGAUAUACUAGCUCAUUGGCCCUUGGAACUGCCGAACCGGACCCGGGGAUGGAAGGUUCGAAUAUCAACCACAUGAGUCCAUCCGGUCGCUCAAGUAGCACCGUCGGAUCCCAUGUCAGCGAGUCUAUCGUUCACACAAAAAUGGUCGUUGCGUACGGUACACAUAUCAUGCAUGUUCUUCACAUUCUGCUUGCUGGCAAGUGGGAUCCGAUCAACUUACUCGAUGACAACGACCUUUGGAUCUCGUCCGAGUCUUUCAUCUCCGCUAUGGGCCAUGCUGUCAGUGCCGCGGAGGCAUCCUCGGACAUCUUGGAAUACGACCCUGAUUUGAGCUUCAUGCCAUUCUUCUUCGGCAUAUAUCUUCUCCAGGGUAGUUUCUUGCUUCUUCUGACGGCUGACAAACUGCAAGGGGAUGCGAGCCCCAGUGUUGUUAGGGCCUGUGAAACAAUAGUCCGAGCGCAUGAGGCUUGUGUCGUGACUUUGAACACCGAAUACCAGCGAACUUUCCGCAAAGUGAUGCGCUCGGCUCUGGCUCAGGUCCGUGGCCGCGUUCCAGAAGACUUCGGUGAGCAGCAGCAACGUAGACGCGAGGUGCUGGCUCUUUACCGGUGGAGUGGUGAUGGCAGCGGCCUUGCACUUUAG
This is a messenger RNA of Penicillium brevicompactum, 2667 nucleotides long. It is a transcript of the gene xlnR, whose product is annotated as putative C6 transcription factor. The record is from RefSeq and is a predicted model, not a curated record. Gene Ontology annotation, molecular function: DNA-binding transcription factor activity, RNA polymerase II-specific; DNA binding; zinc ion binding. Lineage: Eukaryota; Fungi; Ascomycota; Eurotiomycetes; Eurotiales; Aspergillaceae. Gene Ontology annotation, biological process: regulation of DNA-templated transcription; DNA-templated transcription. Bases 1 to 2667 code for a protein of 888 amino acids. The transcript has 5 exons.